Molecule: messenger RNA, 2016 nt
Organism: Entelurus aequoreus (snake pipefish)
Lineage: Eukaryota; Metazoa; Chordata; Actinopteri; Syngnathiformes; Syngnathidae
Product: interactor of HORMAD1 protein 1
Exons: 7
Coding region: 358-1599 (413 amino acids)
Biological process (GO): meiotic DNA double-strand break formation; DNA recombination; homologous chromosome pairing at meiosis
Cellular component (GO): condensed nuclear chromosome
Source: RefSeq, a predicted model, not a curated record
UUAAACCACAAACACAAAAACUGACACCUCAUUUUCAUUCGAUGCAUUAUUUAUAUAUAUUAUAUUAUAUCUGUAUUUGUUUUCUUCCGUAGAGAGGACAAUAUGCAUUACUGCGUCGCAGUAGGAUGAAUCUCAUGAGGGUGAAUGGUUAAUUGUUUUUUCACGGAGUACACCCGAACGCACCUCGCUGGGACAAUUGUUUGGGCGGGAUAUAUGAAUUAUUGCUAACUCCCCACAAAAGAUGCUAAUUGUGAGUCAAGUUGUAUGUUUUUACCGUCACAUUUGUUUGUCACGAUAAAUUUCAUCAUGUUUAUGGACAUUUUCGACUACCUCUAACCUCAAGAAAGAGUUGAAACAAUGAAUCACACGGUGAACAUCAAAGAAUUGAUGAGCAAGCAACCAACAAGAAGCAGAAAUGCAUCUUCGUGUGGAAGCACCAAUUUCACAGAUUCUCAGUUUUUCUUUGGCUCUCAGUUUUGGCGAGAUAAUUCCCAAGGCUUGUCUCAGGAAAUGAGUUUGUCCUCCAGGAACUCCCAACAAAGUUCACAAGAAGGAAGUGACCCAAAGAGUGUGACCAGUUAUAUUUCCAAACCUCUCCUAUUUGGAGACCCAAAGGACAAACACCAAGUGUUUGGACUUCUUGAUAAGUUUGAGGAGGAGAAGAAACAAGCUAAAGAAAAAGAUGACAGUAAUAUUCUUCUAAAAGAAUGUCUUCACAUUCGAGAAACACUCAACAAAAUCCAGCAACUAGUUGUUGGCAUUGAAGAAAAAUCAUCUGAAUGCCAAACGGUCCUCCAAAAGUUAGACACUCUGUCCUCAACAUUGCAAAAUAUAAGCAGCAUCCAAAGCGACAUUUCGCAACAGUUUGAGGCAUUGUUGAACACAGUGAACUCCCAGAAGGAGAUCAUGACAGAACUAGGAGAGCGAGUGCAAAAGAAUGAAGUCGCCAGCAUAGAACGUGGAUCAAAUAUGCAAAGUGAUGUAGAGCUUUUGAGGAAGGAGUCGGAAAAAGCCAGUGUGAAUCAUGAAAGCAUGCUUGAGGAGGCCCUGCGUCUGCUCAAUGCAUUAGUUUCUGACCAUUCAGCCAAGCUCUGUCCUGGAAAAGUGACUGACACAGCUAUGCAGACGUCACCAGGACAGGACGAAGGGGUCCAACUGACACCUAAUUCCCUUCCGUUGCACAACCAUGUUCCCGCUGUGGAUUUGGGAAUAAGGAAAUCCAGGUCAAGAGUUUUCCGAAGGCACAAAAAAAGACCUUUGGUGCUCCCCCAGAAAUCCAAUCUCACUGUCUCUGAUGAAAACAUUCAACCUCUCACCAACGGUAGAGAACAACAAAAUCCAUUGAAGCCUCUCUGUGACUCCUCUGUUGUGAACGAGGUAAGCAGUGGCAGUUUAUUUCAACCAAACACAGGUGCCAGAUCAACUGAAGCUGCUGGAUGUUUCAUCACACCUCUCAGCUGCUGGUCUCAGGAAAGUAACCGCUCUGACAGCAUCGAAGUAGUCAAUCCUAUCUUAAAGAAGGUGAUUACUGACUCCAAUGCAGGAACCGCCAUGACUACUGAUGCUCUCUGGCAAUUGUUUGACAUGGGUUAUGACUAAGAAAGUUUUUUUAAUAUAUAUAUAUAUAUAACAUGAUACAAGAGCUUGUAUUUUACCUCAUUGUAUUGGAGUUAUUACGUUUAAGAAUAAUGUUGGUUGAAGAGGAAGCAAUGCAUGCAAGACAGAACUCUUGACAUGUCAAAUCUGCUCCAGUUCAAAUUUAAUUUAAAGUGUUUGUGUCCAAUUUUGUAUUUGCGCAGUUGACUAGUGAGUUAAAAAAAAACUAAACCCUGUAUCGCAUUAAUUUAUUUGUACUGUUUCAGUAAGAAUGCAGACCUAAGAAGGACAAAUAUUUAAUUAAAGACGGCAUAACUUUAUACUUGAUAAACCCUGAUAAAUACAUGUCUUAAUUUUGAGAGAAGAAAAGGUGCCAUCAAUUGUUAUUGAAGAUAAGGUGCAUGUUUAUUACAAAAAUAG